ACGGGCCUCAGUAAUUGGCGGAGGGCGGUGGCCGGGCCCUCACGUGGGGCCGGCAUCCUUUGUUUGCGGAAGUAGGAGGAAGUAGAAGUGCUGAGUAAGCCGAGGUCCCUCCUGGCCCAGAAUCAGAGGACCAGCACUGGUGGGGCGCCAUCUGGGAGCCUGUGCAGGAAACUGCUGUACUGGUGAGGUGGGCAUGGGAGACCGAGCCCAGCUGACCAGAGACCCCAUUUUCUUCCAGACUGAGGGGGCAGGCGGCGGGGCCUCCCCACCUGCCCCGCAGAAGAUGCAGUUCUUCGGCCGCCUGGUCAAUACCCUCAGUAGCGUCACCAACUUGUUCACAAACCCGUUCCGGGUGAAGGAGGUGCCUGUGGCAGACUACACCUCGAAUGGCCGGGUUCGGGAGGAAGGGCAGCUGAUUCUGUUCCAGAACAUUCCCAAUCGCACCUGGGACUGCAUCCUGGUCAACCCCAGGAACUCACAGAGUGGAUUCCGACUCUUCCAACUAGAGACAGAGGCAGAUGCCCUCGUGAACUUUCAGCACUAUUCUUCGCAGCUGCCGCCCUUCUACGAGAGCUCCAGCCACGUCCUACACGUGGAGGUCCUGCAGCAGUUGACCGACCUCAUCCGCAACCACCCCAGCUGGUCGGUGGCCCACUUGGCGGUGGAGUUAGGGAUCCGAGAGUGUUUCCACCACAGCCGCAUCAUCAGCUGCGCCAAUAACAGGGAGAAUGAGGAGGGCUGCACCCCCCUGCACCUGGCCUGCCGCAAGGGUGACGGGGAGAUCCUGGUGGAGCUGGUGCAGUACUGCCAUGCCCAGAUAGACGUCACGGACAACAAUGGGGAGACAGCCUUUCAUUAUGCUGUCCAGGGUGACAAUGCCCAGGUGCUGCAGCUCCUAGGGAAGAACGCAUCAGCUGGCCUGAACCAGGUGAACAACCAGGGACAGACUCCACUGCACCUGGCCUGCCAGAUGGGGAAGCAGGAGAUGGUCCGCGUGCUGCUCCUUUGCAAUGCUCGGUGCAACAUCAUGGGGUCCGCUGGCUACCCCAUCCACACGGCCAUGAAGUUCUCCCAUAAGGGGUGUGCUGAAAUGAUCAUAAGCAUGGACAGCAACCAGAUCCACAGCAAAGACCCUCGCUACGGAGCCAGCCCCCUCCACUGGGCCAAGACCGCUGAGAUGGCCCGCAUGCUGCUGAAACGGGGCUGCGACGUGAACAGCACCAGCUGCACAGGGUACACGGCCCUGCACGUGGCCGUGAUGCGCAACCGCUUCGACUGUGUCAUGGUGUUGCUGACCUAUGGGGCCAACGCUGAUGCCCGCGGGGAGCAUGGCAACACCCCGCUGCACCUGGCCAUGUCGAAAGACAAUGUGGAGAUGAUCAAGGCCCUCAUUGUGUUUGGGGCAGAGGUGGACACCCCAAAUGACUUUGGGGAGACUCCUGCGUUCAUAGCUUCCAAGAUCAGCAAACUUGUCACCAGGAGGACGCUUUUAACCCUGCUGAGAACCGUAGGGGCCGACUACCACCUCCCACUCACCCAAGGGGCCCCCUCGGAGCAGUGCUCCACUACGACACAUCACUCCUUCUCCCUGGAAAGAUCUCAGCCCCCACCGAUCAGCUUAAACAACCUAGAGCUGCAGGACAUCGUGCACAUCUCCCGGUCCCGGAAGCCGGCCUUCAUCCUGAGCUCCGUGAGGGACGAGAAGCGGACCCACGACCACCUGCUCUGCCUGGACGGAGGGGGCGUGAAGGGCCUCGUCAUCAUCCAGCUCCUCAUCGCCAUCGAGAAGGCCUCAGGCGUCGCCACCAAGGAUCUCUUUGACUGGGUGGCGGGGACCAGCACGGGGGGCAUCCUGGCCCUGGCCAUUCUGCACAGCAAGUCCAUGGCCUACAUGAGGGGUGUGUACUUUCGCAUGAAGGAUGAGGUGUUCCGGGGCUCACGGCCCUAUGAGUCGGGGCCCCUGGAGGAAUUCCUGAAGCGCGAGUUUGGAGAGCACACCAAGAUGACCGACGUCAAGAAACCCAAGGUGAUGCUGACAGGGACCCUGUCUGACCGGCAGCCUGCUGAACUCCACCUCUUCCGGAAUUAUGAUGCCCCGGAGUCUGUACGGGAGCCUCGAUUCAGCCAGAAUACUAACCUCAAGCCUCCAACUCAGCCCUCAGAGCAGCUGGUGUGGAGGGCUGCCCGGAGCAGUGGGGCAGCCCCCACCUACUUCCGGCCCAAUGGGCGCUUCCUGGAUGGUGGGCUGCUGGCCAACAAUCCCACGCUGGACGCCAUGACUGAGAUCCAUGAGUACAACCAGGACAUGAUCCGCAAGGGUCAGGGCAACAAGGUGAAGAAGCUCUCCAUUGUGGUCUCUCUGGGGACAGGGAGGUCCCCACAGGUGCCCGUGACCUGUGUGGAUGUAUUCCGUCCCAGCAACCCCUGGGAACUGGCCAAGACCGUUUUUGGGGCCAAGGAAUUGGGCAAGAUGGUGGUGGACUGUUGCACAGAUGCGGAUGGGCGGGCCGUGGACCGGGCCCGGGCCUGGUGUGAGAUGGUUGGCAUCCAGUACUUCAGACAGAUUGAACCCCCAGCUGGGGACAGACAUCAUGCUGGACGAGGUCAGCGACACGGUGCUGAUCAAUGCCCUGUGGGAGACUGAGGUCUAUAUCCACGAGCACCGGGAACAGUUCCAGAAGCUCAUUCAGCUGCUGCUCUCACCGUGAGGCUGGGCUCCCAGCCACCCCCACCUCAUUCCACCCACCCAGCCCCUGAUGGAGAGGCUGGGCGAUGCCCACCCAGCACGCCAACCGCCAACCGGGCAGACCUGGGCCUGGGCGGCUCUGCAUCUACAGACCAGACCGGGCCUCAGAGGGCGCUGGGCUUCCUGUCGGAGGCUGGUCCCCAAGGCCUGACCCCACUGUCCUCACCUUCUGGCACCUUUAGUCAUUCCAGGCUUAAAAAUCCUAGAGCCUCACUCAGGCCCUCUCCCCGGUAGCCAAGGACAACUGAUGCUUGAGCCCCUAGACCUGGUGAUUUAGACACUAAGGGGGUCUUACCGCUCCCCCCAAGACCCCUUCCGCCCUCUGCCCUCUUCCCUGGGGGGGACGGGGAUUGGAGAAACAGGCUGCUGCCCACCCGUCAGCAGGGGAAGGCUGGGCCCCAGGAGCAGAGCUCCCUAUCCCGACUUUGCUCCUCAACACACACCCAGCACCUGCACCCCUCAGAGCUGCCCCACCCUGGGAGCUCUCCUCCGCUCUCAAAGGUCACUCCUGUAACCUCAGUUAUUCUUCCCAACAGGAAGUGGUAGAUGAGGGGGCGGGACUCCAGGGGCUGCUCCAAACCGAAAUAAAUGGUUUGAUUCCUGUU
Messenger RNA from Zalophus californianus (California sea lion), 3351 nucleotides. It is a transcript of the gene PLA2G6, whose product is annotated as phospholipase A2 group VI. Gene Ontology annotation, cellular component: mitochondrion. Gene Ontology annotation, molecular function: protein binding. The record is from RefSeq and is a predicted model, not a curated record. Lineage: Eukaryota; Metazoa; Chordata; Mammalia; Carnivora; Otariidae. The coding region runs from base 194 to 2644 and encodes 816 amino acids. Gene Ontology annotation, biological process: cardiolipin acyl-chain remodeling; positive regulation of ceramide biosynthetic process. The transcript has 17 exons.